CCCAAGAUAAUCUUCAAUAUUUAUAGGUAUAUUAUUCUUGAUGCGGUUGACACACAAACACAGAAUUUCAAUCGUUUAAGUGAUAUGCAAAUAAAACAAAUUAGAAGCAGUACAGCCAUCACCCAAUAGACUAAUAACAGGAAGAGGAUCCUACCGCCUAGGACCAAAAUUAGGUGACAGAAAUGGGAGCAGCUUCCUCCUCAGCCAAGAAUAAAACAAUGGCGCUUUUUCACCGGUCUAUAUCGUUAGAUCGAAAACAAAUAAUUCCUCAAAGAAGCCUUAUCGUUCAUGGAAGAUAUGAUUAGAUUAUUGAAUUAAAUUGUAACUUUUUAUUCAAUGAAGCUAAGAUUGCAAACAACGAGUCUAGAGUGCUUACCUAUUAUUAUUUGCUCAUGGACCAAUUGAGGGGUCCAUUAUCUCGUUGACCCAGUAAGUACAUGGAGUAAGUGCCCCCCAAAGUAAAUCUACAAUAGUUUUGAUAGACCCAGAAUCCUUCAGUGUGUACAAGAACCUCUGGUAUGAUAUAGGGACGAAAUGAAAUCUGUUAGAUUGCACAUCAGACAAGUUUUGAAGGCGUUGUUGAAAGUUUGCAUUACCCCUGACAGGCAGAUUGAAUACCUCUGGAAUUCAACUUACACCUAUUAACUCAGGUCAACAACCCUAAAAUGGCGGAAAUUGUACUGGAGGGUAUGCAGUCCUCAGUGGAUGUGGGGGAGAAGACUGUACUUGGACUAGGGGUAGCAGAAAUAGGGGCUGCUAUGCAACGUUUUGAUUGGCAAGACUAUGGCUCUUUCGUUGCGAUGUUAUUUCUAUGCGUUUUAGUAGGAUUUUACUUCGGCUUCAUCAAGAAAUCUGAGAAUGCCCAGGAAUAUCUCAUGGGGGGUAGAAAUAUGCAGAUUUUUCCUGUGUCCAUGUCCCUACUAGCUAGUUAUAUUAGUGGUAUUUCGAUGUUGGGUAUUCCAACAGAAAUUUAUGUUUACGGAAUCCAGUAUUUGUAUAUAGUAGGGGGAUUGUUCAUAAUGGCUUUUGUUUUUCGAUACAUUUACUUACCAGUGUUCCACGACUUGAAUUUGACGUCGACUUAUGAGUACCACGAAAGGAGGUUCAACAAAAAAGUCAGAUUUUUUGGAUCUGUUUUGUUCUCCUUUGGAAUGAUAACCUGGCUUCCUUUGGUAAUAUAUGUCCCAGCCUUGGCCUUCAAUCAGGUUACUGGGGUGAAUGUCCACUACACUACACCUGCUGUUUGCAUCAUCUGCAUAUUUUACACGUCAAUGGGCGGUUUGAAAGCAGUGGUGUGGACUGACGUCAUACAAACAAUCAUAAUGUUUGGAGCAUUGAUCCUGGUGGUAGUUAAAGGUACCUUCGAUGCUGGAGGAUUCGGGAACGUUUGGCAGAGAAACUGGGAUAGUGAUAGAAUUGAAGGGCCGAAUUUUGAUUUAGAUCCCUCGUCAAGACAUACAGUAUGGUCUCUGUCGAUAGGAGGGUUUGUCUAUUUCCUUCAGAAUGGUGCGGUUAAUCAAAAUAUGGUCCAGAGAUUCUUAUCGUUAUCUUCGAUCAAGUCCGCAACGAGGUCCUUAUGGUUGUACGUUAGUUUACUCGUAGUAACAAUGUCCGUUUGCUGUUAUGCUGGGAUGGUAAUCUAUGCUAUAUACCACAAAUGUGAUCCAUUAACGACAAUGUUGGCCAAGGAAAAAGAUCAAUUGCUGCCAUUGCUUGUGAUGGAAACCAUUGGGGAUUAUCCAGGACUACCAGGAAUAUUUGUUGCGGGGAUAUUCAGCGCAGCAUUGAGCUCCUUAUCAACUGGACUAAACUCAAUGGCAGCUGUGGUUUUGGAAGAUUUUGUCAAACCAUUAAGUUCCGAACCUUUAACUGAUAAGCAAACCUAUCUAGUGAUGAAAAUAACAGUCAUUGUGGUUGGUGUAGUCUGUGUUGGUCUUGUAGUGAUAGUGGAAAAACUUGGAACAGUAUUACAGGUGACCAUGAGUUUGAAUGCGAUCGCGAGUGGUCCAUCUCUUGGAAUUUUCACAAUGGGGAUACUUUUACCGUGGGUCAAUGCAUGGGGUGCUUUGAGUGGAGGUAUUUCUGGGCUAGUGUUCAUGUCCUGGCUUGGUUUUGGGGCUCAAGCUGCUAUAGCUUCCGGAAAUUUGAGAUUUCCUGAGAAAACAGUCACAACCGAAGGAUGCCAUUAUCAUUUUGUACCGAAACCAUCGUCUUCAUUCUUAGAUAUUCAUUUCGACCCCACAUUGAACGCUACUGACAUAACCCAUACAGAUGAAAGAUUCAUGUUGUACCGUCUAUCAUACUUAUGGUACACCCUGAUAGGGACCUUGGUAACCAUCAUGGUAGGAUUGGCUGUGAGUUAUUUCACCACACCAAAUAACCCACAAGAUGUAGAUCCUCAAUUACUUACACCAUUCGUUAGAAAACUGAUAAAACCAAGGAAAUUUCCCAAUGAACCCACUGAUAGAAUCAUUUUCGCCUAUAAAAACGCAGAAGAAGAUAAUGAUAUGCCAAAUGCGAUUUCUAUGAGAAAAAUUAAAGAAGAUGGGCCAGUCUGAGGUGAAGAGUCGGGGAAUACCAAUUUUUUACCCUUUGUAUAUUUGUUGAAUUUGCAACAAUCUUUUUAUGUUUUUUUGUACAGUAUUUCUUUAUAUAUCUUAUUGAUGGCAAUAAAAGAACUGAAAUAAC
Molecule: messenger RNA, 2688 nt
Organism: Coccinella septempunctata (seven-spotted ladybird)
Lineage: Eukaryota; Metazoa; Arthropoda; Insecta; Coleoptera; Coccinellidae
Product: sodium-coupled monocarboxylate transporter 1-like
Exons: 15
Coding region: 666-2558 (630 amino acids)
Biological process (GO): sodium ion transport; transmembrane transport
Cellular component (GO): membrane
Molecular function (GO): symporter activity
Source: RefSeq, a predicted model, not a curated record